CCAAGGUGCGCGAUCUUGAAAUCGUCUGCUCGACAAUAGAAGGGAAAGUGCAAACGAGUGCUCAACUUUUCAUAAAUAUUUCGCCGAAGAAUGACGCAUAUAUAUCAAACUCUACUAGUUUUCAUUGCGAUUCCUGCACUGAGGGAUGACCGUCCGAACUGACGGACGCAAAGUUGCUGCGAACGAAACCCACGCCACGUUCCUUGGGUCCUUAUUACGAGAAUGCAAACUGUAAUCAAAUGGCUUAAAUUUCUACAAUAUGGCGUCCAAACCUAAACAGCCGAAAUAUAAUUUUGGACUUCUUGAGACACCAGACACCACAGAUCUAUCAAGCUCUAGUUAUGUACCAAGCUCGAAAAGUGACGUUCACCAACAAGCUCAUGUGCCUACAGCCUGUUGUGACAGCACCUCAUCCAGGAGUUCCUCUGUGUCGAAGUACCCUCAAGAAUCCUCUUCCUUUGCCACUCCGGCCAUCCCACAUCGCCGCUCGCUGUUCAAGACACCUGCCUCAAGAACACCAUUCAUCACACCGAGAGGCCCAUCCUCUAACAUGCGCACCCCAGGGUCAAGGAGAACUCCAUACAACACCGGAGGGUCCACCACUACACCGGCUGACCAUAACUCAUCAGUCAUUGUUGCCAUUGUUGAGGGACGUGGUCUGGCUCGUGGAGAGAUUGGCAUGACAAGUUUGGAUCUGAAGUCACCUGUUCUGAAUCUCUCCCAGUUCUCUGAUACACAGACGUAUGUGAAGACCAUGACAAAGCUGGAGAUUCUUCAGCCAAUAGAGAUUAUCAUGCCCAACACGGCCUGCGAGACUGGCAACAUGACCAAACUUUACACCCUCAUCAACGAUCACUUCCAAAACUCUACAGUAUCAACUGUGCAGAGAAAAUACUUUAAUGAAACAAAAGGCCUGCAGCAGAUCCGCUACCUUGUCGUGCCAGACCUGAAGACUGUAGAAAUAGAGGUGGCAUCCAAGUACUACUGUCUGGCAACCACAGCAGCGCUGCUCAAGUACACAGAGUUCAUACAGAACAUCAUGUAUGCUCCAGCCUCCGUCAAGGUGAUCUUCAAGGGCAGUGAACAGACCACAAUGAUAGAUGCAUCAACUGCAAAGAACUUGGAGUUGCUUCAGAACAGACGAGAUCCAAAGAGUGAGCAUACACUGUAUGGCGUCCUGAAUCACACCAAGACGCAUGGUGGGGCCAGGAUGCUCCGCUCCAACAUAUUGCAGCCCCCAUCAGAUUUUGAAACAAUAUGCACCAGACAGGACAUCGUGGCGGAGCUGACUGAAAAGGAGGAGAUAUUUCUGAACCUGCAGUCUGUGGUCAGUCGCUUCCUGGACAUAGAUCACCUCAUCUCCCUGUGUGUCCAGCUGCCCAAACAGGAGACGCUCAAGACUGCCGAGUCGAAGAUCACCAACAUCAUUCACCUCAAACACACACUGGAGCUGGUGUCUCAUCUCACUGAGUUCCUCAAGGACUGUGAAAAUGACUUACUUAAAGCAUACUGCAAGUCUCUUGAGGAUCCACGUUUUGAGGCAAUCAUGUCAAAGAUCCACACAGUGAUUCAUGAAGACACAAAGUACGAGAAAGGAACGCUCAACAUAAGGACACAGAAGUGUUUUGCUGUCAAGCCAAAUCUCAAUGGUUUGUUGGAUGUUGGUCGGAGGACGUACACUGAAAUUGUGGAUGACAUUGCUGAAAUGGUGAAACAGAUUGGUGAGAAGUACAGCCUCCCAUUACGGACAGCAUACAACACAGUGCGUGGGUUCUACAUCCAGCUGUACUGCGGAGGGAAGGAGGCCUACACACAGGAGACCCUGCCGGGCAUCUUCAUCAAGAUCACCAAGUGCAAGAGCACUCUCAGUUUCACCACGUCAGACUUGAUCAAACUGAAUGAUCGUAUUAAAGAAUCACUACAGGAGAUUUAUCUCAUGACAAACAUUGUCGUGUCUGAUCUCCUAAGUGACAUUCGAGAGCAUAUUGGCUGCUUGUACAAGCUGUCUGAAUGUGUUUCAAACCUGGAUAUGCUGCUUGCAUUUGCCAAGGCCUGUAGUCUUUCCUCGUAUGUGAGACCAGAAUUUACAGACACAUUAGCAAUCAAGCAGGGCCGUCAUCCCAUUCUAGAAAAUAUUGGAGUAGAAGCUCCAGUACCAAACAAUACUUAUGCAUCUGAAGACAGUAACUUUAUUAUCAUCACAGGUCCUAACAUGAGUGGGAAGUCGACCUACUUACGUCAAGUGGCUCUUCUGCAGAUCAUGGCACAGAUUGGGUCAUUUGUUCCAGCACAGUAUGCAUCCUUCCGGAUUGCCAGUCAGAUCUUCUCCCGUAUUGGCAGUGAUGAUGACAUGGAAACAAACUCAUCAACGUUUAUGUUGGAGAUGAAGGAAAUCAACUAUAUCUGCCAGAAUGCCUGUAAUGACAGUCUCAUCAUCAUUGAUGAACUUGGAAGAGGCACCAGUGCUGAAGAGGGUGUUGGGAUCUGCCAUGCUAUUUGUGAAUAUCUGCUCAAGUUCAAGGCAUAUACGUUCUUUGUGACACAUUUCAUGGAACUGACAAAUAUGGAUAGUCUCUAUCCAAAUGUGGAGAACUAUUUCUUCGAGGUUCAGCGAGUGUUUAGCACCGAGGGUAACUGUGAGAAGAUCAACUACACGCAUGUGCUGUCAAAAGGGAAAACACAGGAGAAACAUUAUGGGCUUCAGCUUGCAGAGGUGUCCACAAUGCCAAGAGCAGUUACAGAGGAGGCAAAAACACUGGCCAAACAUCUCGAGGAACAGCGAAAGAAAAACAGGACAAGAGAUUCAGAAUCAAGAAAACAACGAAUGAAUUUCAAACUAGCAACUAAGUUGGUUCAGGUAGCGAAGAAUUCUCGACUUGAUGAUGAAAGUUUAAGGCUGUAUCUUAGCAACCUGAGAUCCCAGUACACCAGGGAGUUUACCGACAUGGAAGAAUAAGCCACUGACAGUCUGAUGACAAACAAUAAGUGUAUUGCAACUGUCCUCAUGAUACUCUUUACUCAACUGUGAAAUAGUUUCCUUGUGUGCACAAUGCUGUUCUCUCAUAUUCUUUAUGGAGCGGUGGGUUAGCCUAGUAAUUAACACAUUUGCUCGUCACAUUGAAGACCCAGGUAUAUUCUCCACAUGGGUACAUUGUGUGAAGCUCUUGUAUGGUGAUAUUGCUUUAAUAACGCUAUAAGCAGCGUAAAAUCACAUUCGCUCUCUCACUUAUAUUCUUCAUAGUGAUCCAUAAAUGAUCUUAUACCAGUUUAGAACACCUUUUUAAGUGUUCUUAAUUUCAAGGGUUUGAUAUGACAGAUGUCAUUAUCUUCUGUAAGAUACCCUAUUUUUUAUUGUUAAUUAACUGCCUGUAUGGAACUAACAAGGCAGUGUUUUGGAGAGACAUUUACCUGUUGUUGUGAAUGAUGACAGUAACACAUCAUUACUUUAUAAAGCUUUGAUGACUUCAAAAUAUUUUUUAAGUGCACAUGCUUUAUCUGAGUGCAUAUUUGAAAAGUAAUGUAGAUUAUGUCCAUCUUAUGUUAAUUACUGUAUAUACUGCUGUAUAUAUGCCAAACUGCUGAUGAUAUGUGAAGCAUCCACUCAUUCUCUCAGUAACACACUCUUACUUGUAUGAAUAAAUGUAGAUGUGGCUUCCUUUGUUUCACCUACAUAUAUUCAUGAACUAAAAUGAAACUCAUGAAAAUUAAUUUCUUUUAGUCAGACACUAUGAUCAGGCUUUCAAGAAAAUGUAAAAAAAAUAAGCUUCAAGUAAAGCAAAUUUAAGAAUAUGUUUUAAAAAAAAUGAGGAAAAAUAUUUUGAGCAAAGCUGAGCCUUUGGCUGUUGUCUUUGGAUGGAAAACAUAGCGAAUACACACAUCACAAGUUUUCCAAGUUCGUCUGGCAAAUCUACACUGAUCUGUAUGAAGAGAACAGGCUUGUCUCCUUCCUUGUUUAAAGCCCAGCUUGGCUGUCUCCCAUUCAGGCAAAUACACCCAAGCUUGUGGAUUACCUGCUGGGGAUUAGCCAUGACCAGCAAAACAACUUGGACAUUUGGAGAUGCGUCACAGAUCACUGUUAAACUGUCAUCAACCUUGAUGUAACAAAAUGUGUGAAAAAACAUAUUCUGGCAAGAUGUCCUAUAUCCCAUCCUUUGGAAAUCAUUAGAAUGUAUCCAACAUGCCGAUGGGUUCAAGGUUUACUGUUACUUAUUUACUUAUUACUUAUUGGAUAUGUGUGAAAAUUAAUAAAUAGUCAAUUUGUUUGUCCAAAAGAAGAAACCAUUCUUUUCAUGUGUUCAUACAAUGUAAGUUUUGUUAUCUGUUAUUAUUUCUAUUUCAUCAUGGCCAGCUUUUGCAGAAUUUCUGCAUGAAUGAUGGUAUCAGUAGUUUUAUUUAAUGACUGUUCAUGUUCAAAGUCUUGAAAACAUUGAAAUUAUGGCUGAAACGAGUACUGUACUCGUUAAUGAUUACUGGUUGAAAGCAAUCCCCAAGCCACAGCUCACACCUGAGACUUCUAGAAAAUGCUCAUGCCGUCCUGAAAAAUUGCAUCCAAUGGACUUUAUCACAAUUUACCCUCAUAUAUUGGUCAGAUAGCGAAUCACCCUGUCUGUUUAACUGCCAAAUAUGUAGAAAAUAAUUUAUUUUUUCUACCGACAGUACUUUUUUACAAUCUCCCCAUUUUCGGGUGAAAAUUAAAAUGUGUUUGUCAAUAAUAGGGAUGUUUGAGGCUGUAAGUCUCGAACCUAAAAAAUAACAGACAAAUUUGUUUCUAUUUAAAAAAACCCUAUUCCCAGAAAAUGCAAUUUGUGGAAUUUCAAGCAUUACAAUGUACCUUUAACUAUUUUUUGUUUGUUUGUCCUCCAUACUUUUCAGUGAUCAGUGAUCAAAUAUAUUUUUGUGUUAUAUUGGUGCGCCACAAUUAAUACCCGAUCAGAUUCCACAAUGCAUCGAUAGAAACUAACAUGUUUACUCCACUGGACCUUUUAUCAUAGUAUAUUGCAAAACCCUUAAAAAUGGCAAAUUUCUACCAGUCCUUAAGACAGUUUGGCAAGGACUGCACGACUAGUGCCAAUUUCUAUCGCUGCAAUGGCUUCUAAAAAGGGAGAUAAUUACACUGAACAAGAUAGAUAACUGUCCAAUUACUUGAAUAUUAAUUUACUACUUGAGUAGUAAAAAUACUCGACAUGCACUCGAAUGCUCGACAUGUACUCGAAUACCCAGGUAACAGUUUCAGCCCUAAUUGAAAGAUCAAUUAUCACUUAAUUUAAAAUGUGUUGCAGUCCUGUUUUGAUCCUAUUCUAAGUUCUUGCAUAUUCUUGAAAGGAUCAAACAUGGGUCUGAUACACGAAGGAUAUAAAAACAUAAAAACUGUCAAGAAAUCAUUCAGGUUUGAUAAAACAAAACAGGAUUAAAAACUGUUCACAGGUUGUGUGCCCCCAAAACCGUUCCUUUGGUCAUUUCAGAGAAAAGAGAGUGUAUUAAAGCCAUGACCGAAUCAAUGACCCAUGUCAAUAUCCAUGAUGUCAGGCGGUCAUGCGAAUAUGAGAUAAUACUUCGUCUGCUUGUAUGCUCCCGACGAUCGUUUGGUCAUAUGAACACAUAGCAUUUAUACAUUCGGGAUCAUAUACACCGAAACAUCCCACACCCGUGUACCACUGAUGUUGUUCCAUCUCAGUAGCCAUCCCAUAAACUUCUCACAAUGUA
Molecule: messenger RNA, 5703 nt
Organism: Haliotis rufescens (red abalone)
Lineage: Eukaryota; Metazoa; Mollusca; Gastropoda; Lepetellida; Haliotidae
Product: mutS protein homolog 4-like
Exons: 25
Coding region: 260-2956 (898 amino acids)
Biological process (GO): reciprocal meiotic recombination; mismatch repair
Cellular component (GO): nucleus
Molecular function (GO): ATP binding; mismatched DNA binding; ATP-dependent DNA damage sensor activity
Source: RefSeq, a predicted model, not a curated record